GGCGGGGCGGGUGGGGGAGAACCCGGAAGUGCUGAGGGGCGAACGGCGGCGGCGCUCGGCAGCGCCCGGCCCACGUGGAUCAUGCCGGGCCCCGGCAGCGCGGGGCUGGCGCCGGAGGAGCGCGUGCGGCGGCUGAUCCAGGCGGGGAGCAGCGUGGAGGUGAGCGAGGACAUCCCCCCGCGGCGCUACUUCCGCUCGGGCGUGGAGAUGCUGCGCAUGGCCACCGUCUACUGCGAGGAGGGCAACCUGGAGCACGCCUUCAUCCUCUACAACAAGUACAUCACGCUGUUCAUCGAGAAGCUGCCGCAGCACCGCGAUUACAAAAGCGCCGUCAUUCCUGAGAAGAGGGAGACGGUCAAAAAACUGAAGGAAGUAGCCUUUCCCCGAGCUGAAGAGCUCAAGGAGGAGCUGCUAAAGAGGUACGCCAAGGACUAUGCUAAGUACAAGGAGCAGGAGCAGCAGCUGGAGGAGGAGAAGACUCGGGUAGCCCUGAUGAAGCAGCAGCAGGCAGAGCAGGAGCAGUUCCACGCCUUCGAGGAGAUGAUCCGGCGGCAGGAGCUGGAGAAGGAGCGCCUGAGGAUAGCACAGGAGUUUGGAAAGCCAGAGCCAGAGUCUGUGGAUGGACCCCUCAUCCCUGGCGUGGAAAAGCCCCCAACAGACCUAAUCCCAAAGGUUCCAGUCUCUCCAGUUCACCCAGCAAGUCCAUCAGUGGGGACUGUCCCGUCCAAACCUCCUGUUGUGGACAGAUCUUUGAAGCCCAGUGCUUUGGGGAGCACAGAGAACAGUGCAGGUGUGGAUGUCCUGCGCCAGGUGAUUGUCCCCAGGGAGCUGUGCCACAAGUUCCUGCAGCUGGCUGACGCCAACACGGCGCGGGGCGUGGAGACCUGCGGCAUCCUCUGCGGGAAGCUGAUGAGGAACGAGUUCACCAUCACCCACGUCAUCGUGCCCAAGCAGCUGGGAGGGCCUGACUCCUGCACCACAGAGAGUGAGGAGGAGCUCUUCAUCAUCCAGGACCAGCAUGGCCUGGUCACCCUGGGCUGGAUCCACACCCACCCCACCCAGACAGCCUUCCUGUCCAGCGUGGACCUGCACACCCACUGCUCCUACCAGAUGAUGCUGCCAGAGUCCAUCGCCAUCGUGUGCUCCCCCAAGUACCAGGAGACAGGGUUUUUCAAGCUGACAGAGCAUGGCCUGGAGGAGAUCUCAUCCUGCAGACAGAAGGGGUUCCACCCUCACCCCAAAGACCCCCCUCUCUUCACAACCUGCAAUCACGUGUCAAUAGUGGAGAGAGACGUGGUGAUGAUGGACCUCAGAUAAACCUCUUGCCUUGUCCCUUCUCACAACCCUCCUUUAGGCCCAGGGAACCGGUUUUGUUCUCCUGUAGCAGAUGAUUUCCAUGUAGUGAUCCCUCCCUCCCUCCCACUCCGUGGUGGAAUGGGAUCCCUGCCCUCUGCAGGAGCCCCUGGCCCUCAGUGCCUGGCGUGGGGCUGCCAGGGGCUCCAGCUGUGGGGAGAAGCCAGCUGGGAGCUCAGACACAGAAGCCAACACUAAAGCAGUUGUUUAACUCUAAUCCAAGCCUUGAAUGGCCUCCUGGGGAGGUUCCCUGUGACUUGCUGCAACCCUGAGGUGUGGAAAUCUCUUCAAGUGCUUUUGGGACUUGUCCAGUUUAACCCAUGUCCUGUUUUGUCCCUCAUUCUGGGCUGCUCCAUCUCAGCACAGCUUCCAGGAGCAGAUAAAUCUUCCUAUUUAAAAUUUU
Oenanthe melanoleuca is the source of this 1756-nucleotide messenger RNA. It is a transcript of the gene STAMBP, whose product is annotated as STAM binding protein. The coding region runs from base 82 to 1317 and encodes 411 amino acids. The record is from RefSeq and is a predicted model, not a curated record. Gene Ontology annotation, molecular function: protein binding; metal-dependent deubiquitinase activity; K63-linked deubiquitinase activity. The transcript has 10 exons. Gene Ontology annotation, biological process: protein K63-linked deubiquitination. Gene Ontology annotation, cellular component: endosome; cleavage furrow. Lineage: Eukaryota; Metazoa; Chordata; Aves; Passeriformes; Muscicapidae.